AUGCUCGAUGUGUAUCACAAGCGACGCAGCUCCCGCUGGGGUCGACGAGGAUCUUCGAGUGAGCCUUCCAAGAGAAGACUUUCCUCCUACACGACCUCAUCCGGCGACACGGCCAUUGACUUCGAGAAUUCAGAAGACGAAGUUAAGGAGAACAUCCGUUACCACAAGAACAUAAUCGAGAGUGUCAAAACGCAACCUUGGUCGAUGGCUAAAAAGCUCCGUAUGCUCCGGAGUGCCAAAGCGUACAUUAAAAAACACGAAGGAGAGCUGGCGCAGAGCAAGCAGGCGAAGGAUAUCUUUGCUUCUUAUUCGAACUGGUUUCGCAAUUCAUGGCAUCGAUUUAAGCGCGAAAUCGCCGACCUGAUGGUGACCUUGACCCCGUGGGAGAUGAGAAUCAAACGCAUAGAGAGCCACUUCGGCUCUGUCGUAGCAUCGUACUUCAUUUUUCUCCGUUGGGUCUUCUGGUUGAACAGUUUCAUAUCGUUGUUUAUCUGCUGUUUUCUCAUGGUUCCCGAAGUUCUCAGAGGCGACGACGAUAUCACAGGAAUGCGCAAGAAAGUCAAGGAUGAAGAAGCCAAGAGCGCUUUGAACCUCAAGGAAGUGUGGGAGUUCGAGGGCUAUCUGAAAUUCUCGCCCAUAUUCUACGGUUACUACUCCGAUCGAGAGAUCACACCGGAGGGAUAUCGGCUACCCCUCGCCUACCUGCUGUCUUCUUUAGUAAUGUACAUGUUCAGCUUCUUCGUGAUCCUCCGCAAGAUGGCGGAAAACAACCGGCAAUCAAAAAUAACGGAGAAGGAGGAUGAAUGCACGUUCGCCUGGAAACUCUACACUGGUUGGGAUUAUAUGAUUGGGAAUGCAGAAACCGCGCACAAUAAAGUGUCGUCCCUGGUCAUGAGCUUCAAAGAAUCCGUUCUGGAAGAGAAAGAACGUCGCAAGGAGGAGCGCAGCUGGAAAUUGAUAACUUUGAGAACGUUCACAAAUUUCCUCGUUCUGCUGCUGCUCGGCUCGUCGGCAUACGCCGUGAUCCUCGUGGUUGCGAGAGGUGAGGAGCCAGAAGCUCAGAAGAGUUGGUAUCGCCAGAAUGAGGUGACUCUCGUCUUGACCGGGAUCAGCAACGUGUAUCCGAACUUCUUCGACAUGAUAGGUGCGCUCGAACAGUACCAUCCCCGCCAACAGCUCCAAUGGCAACUGUUUCGUAUAUUGAUGCUGUACAUGCUCAACUUGUAUACCCUGAUCUUCGCUUUGUUCGGCAAAGUGAGGAAAAUGACAACCGAGCUGACUGAAAUGAAGAAGAAUAUCACCGACCAGAUCGAGUCCGGCUUCUUCGAUACGACACCGGUUACCCCUUUAUUCAACAUGACUUUCAAUGAGACAGAGAUGGACAACAUGAGUGGGUUCGCCAGCGGAUCCUUGGAGCACUUUCUGUUCGACGCAGUUUCAACGUUCCCGCUGCUCGACAUUUCCAAGUGUACCUCAUGCAGCUGGCUCCCCGUGAAUUGUACGCUAUUGCUGGGCUUGCAUUUGACCUUCUCGAUUCCGCCGGCAUUGUUCUUUAACGAGAUACCCGAGCACUGCAAGAAGACCAGCUACAACGCUUCUUGGUGUUCAGAACAGAUGUGGAAUGCCAGCGGUUCCUGGAAUCUGAGCGAUUGGGAUGCGAUGAAUGCGAGCUACGCGCCUUGUCCGACCACUACGACGCCGAUGCCGAUUCCGAAGUUGACGACUACCCCGAAACCACCGUCGGUCGAAGAAAUGGUUUUGCGCAUCAAUAAUUUGACCGUUUUGAGCUCUUGGAAUUCAUCAUCAGGAGUACCGCGGGUACCAAUCCCGGCUUUGAGCACGAACGAAUCGGACAUUUGGAGCCUCCUCCCGAAUAUCUCUGACAUGAGCGCUUUUUACGACUCCAAUAUGACUUACGGAAACAUCACCGAACAUCCUGUAACCAUACUCCAAACAACUACCGUCUCUGUCAGCGACAUGUUCCAAUUAGACGACUUGAACUGCUCGACGGUUUAUAUGCCCUACUGCGGGAAUCUUCCGGUCCCAGAUAUGCUCCUGACAGACGAGCAAAGGACUACGGCGAUUUUCGAGAGGGAGGAGACUACGACGCCGAGAAUUCCGGGUGUCGUGAGGCAAGAAGACUUGGUUCGGAUCGAUGAGCCCUCGAAAGACAAGCUCCGGAAACUCUGCUGGGAGACGAUGUUCGGCCAGGAGAUCGUGAAACUCACAGUUAUGGACCUUGUGAUGACGAUCGGAACAACUGUAAUAACCGAUUACAUUCGCGCAGUCUUUAUCCGUUAUCUCAAUAACUACUGGUGUUGGGAUAUGGAAGUUCGUUGGCCCGGUUACGGCGAUUUUAAAAUAGCUGAGAACAUUUUGCAUCUAGUCAAUAAUCAGGGCAUGGUGUGGAUGGGAAUGUUCUUCUCACCCGGUCUCCCCGCAAUCAAUACGAUCAAACUCGCGAUCCUGAUGUAUAUUCGCUCCUGGGCGGUCUUGACCUCGAACAUUCCACACGAGACCGUGUUCAAAGCCUCCGGGAACAAUUUCUAUUACAUGUUACUGUUGGUAAUGUUGUUCAUCUGUACUCUGCCAGUCGGUUAUGCGAUGGUCUGGCUCGAACCAUCGUGGCAUUGCGGCCCGUUCAGUAGCUUCGACAAGGCUUAUAAAGUCUUCACGAGCUAUUUAAAACGAACCCUUCCGAGAUGGCUCAAUAUCGUCUUGGAGUACUGCUGUUCUGCUGGAGCCAUCAUCCCUUUGAUUCUUCUUCUGGUAUUGAUCAUUUACUACCUGCUCUCGAUAACGGGCUCCUUGAGGGAGUCCAAUAACGAUCUCAUGACUCAGAUCCGGCGUGAGAAGGAAGAGAAGCGCGCCAAGAAGGAAGAAGAGGAGGGAGCCAGGGUGCCAGAGAUCCCACUCGAUCCCGAUCAGCGAGACGCUCUAGGCGAUCCAGAACAAGCGGAGAAGGCUGAGAAGGUUCUCAAUAUGUGGUCAGCUGCCUCAAGACGUCAGUCCAUGGUCCAGAAAUUCAAAGGAUCCGCAUCGCCUCUGCAGAGAGCGGUUGCGUUGGCGCAGGAACAACUCUACAAGGAACGCGAUGAGGCCCCCGGACCCGCGGCCGCCUCAUGGAAUGCCAUGUUACAACAUCACGUCGACAAAGCGAGACAAAUGGACCGAAAGGACGAUCGCACCAAGAAUCAACGAUCGGAUGAAGAGCCGCUCGUUUCUACGGGGAGCUCACCAAAACUCACACCGAAACAGAUUCAGGAGAUGCGAGCCGUAGAGCAACUCAAAGCCUUCAGGGAGAAGAAAAGGCGUCAACGGGUGCCCAAGAUCAUGAUCAGCAAAGAUGGGAGCGAGGAGUCGCAAGGAAGCCUCGAGGGUGAACGAGCAGAGGAAAAGAUGACCCCGCAGGUCGAUAGUCAGCCUCUGUUAUUGGAUCCCGGCAAGCAGGUCAAGAACAAGAAAAACAAACCAGCCUUGCGGAGGGAACCGACCAAGUACCCGAUCGAUGAAAAAUCUUCGCAGUCCAAAGGGAGUCGGUCCCCGACGCAAACGCCCGACACGAAGCGGAAACCUCCACAACGUUAA
Molecule: messenger RNA, 3588 nt
Organism: Galendromus occidentalis (western predatory mite)
Lineage: Eukaryota; Metazoa; Arthropoda; Arachnida; Mesostigmata; Phytoseiidae
Gene: Tmc
Product: Transmembrane channel-like
Exons: 21
Coding region: 1-3588 (1195 amino acids)
Cellular component (GO): plasma membrane
Molecular function (GO): mechanosensitive monoatomic ion channel activity
Source: RefSeq, a predicted model, not a curated record